Messenger RNA from Cuscuta europaea, 2464 nucleotides. The record is from the annotation of a GenBank genome assembly. Lineage: Eukaryota; Viridiplantae; Streptophyta; Magnoliopsida; Solanales; Convolvulaceae.
CCAUAUCAUUCAACUGCCAAAACUCUUAUUUGCCUCCUUCCCAAAAUUACAUGCAACCGCCUCUUGGUUUUCACAAACAAAACCUUAACGAAAAACAAUGCAAAAUCCUUUUGCUAUUGCCGAGGAGCACAUAUUUUCAUUGUCCAUUUCUUUAGCACAUGAUAUGUUUGAAAAAUUGCAUGGAAGAAGAAUAUAUUAACAGAAUCAGGAUUGAGGAGAAGUAAGUUCGUGCACAUAUAUCUGAAAGUUUUUCAAAGGAAGAAGAAAAUGGGAGGUGGUGGUGGAGGGAAGGGGUCAAGAGAGCUUGACCAGACACCAACAUGGGCUGUUGCAAUAGUUUGUUUGGUCAUUGUAGUUAUUUCCUUAAUGCUGGAAAAAAUGCUUCACAAAAUUGGAUCGACAUUUGAGAGAAAACGAAAAAAAGCGUUGUAUGAAGCUCUGGAGAAGAUUAAAGGAGAGCUCAUGGUUUUGGGGUUUAUUUCCCUGCUGCUAACAUUUGGGCAAAACUACAUUGCUAAGAUAUGUAUCCCUGUAGAAGUUGGUAACACUAUGCUUCCGUGCCCAGCCAAACAUGAGGAACAAGAUGAAAAAGGAGGGGAACAUCACCGGAGGCUUCUAUGGAAUGGGCGUAGAUUUUUAUCAUCUGAUAGUGCACCCGGGGAGUGCAAGGAUGGACAUGUACCAUUAAUUUCUCUUAAUGGUUUGCACCAACUACACAUCUUCAUUUUCUUCUUAGCUGUGUUUCAUGUCAUCUAUGGUGCUAUAACAAUGAUGCUUGGAAGAAUGAAGAUCCGGGGAUGGAAGGAAUGGGAACAAGCAAUUUCUCAAGAUGAAGCAGCUAACGAUCCUUCAAGGUUCAGACUUACAAAGGAAACUUCUUUUGUAAAAGAAAACACUAGUUUCAUGACUCAAACACCGAUUCUUUUCUACUCUGCUUGCUUCUUCCGGCAAUUUUUUAGGUCUGUUCGUAGAGCUGACUACUUCGCUAUGCGGCACGGUUUCAUUUCAGUCCAUUUAGCUCCAGGAAGUAAGUUUGACUUUCAAAAGUACAUUAAAAGAUCAUUGGAAGAUGACUUCAAGGUUGUUGUUGGAAUUAAUUUGGUGUUAUGGAUGUCAGCAGUUCUCUAUCUUCUACUGAAUGUGAGCGGAUGGCAGACUAUGUUUUGGCUUUCCAUAAUGCCUUUAGUUACAAUAUUAGCGGUUGGGACAAAGCUUCAAGCAAUAAUAGCUCAAAUGGCUAUUGAAAUCCAAGAAAGGCAUGCUGUAGUCCAAGGCAUACCUCUUGUACAAGUGUCAGACAGAAAUUUUUGGUUUAGCAAGCCAAAGUUGGUCCUUCAUCUUAUCCAUCUCACACUCUUCCAGAAUGCAUUUGAGAUAACAUAUUUCGUGUGGAUAUCUUAUGAGUUUGGGUUGCAUUCUUGUUUCCACAGUAACUUCUAUCUUGCUGUUCUGAGGGUUUGCCUCGGGCUUGGAGUACAAUUCUUGUGCAGCUACAUCACACUUCCAUUGUAUGCACUUGUGACCCAGCAGUCAAUCCAUGCAAUUUUGGACGCGAUUUUCACUAUGGGUCAUCCGAAAACCGUCUCUCUGUGCUCUAGUACAGGGAUGGGAUCAACCAUGAAGAGGUCUAUAUUCGAUGAACAAACUUCAAAAGCACUAAUGAACUGGCAUAAAAAGGCUAAACAACAUAAGAAUGUGGUGAAGCCUGGAGGAGGUAUGAAAUCAACAACCUUGGGAGGUAGUCCAAACGAGUCACCCGACAAUUCUCCGAUGCACCCAUCGAGUGCUAUGCAACCUCAUCAUGACAUGGCUAACCAAAACUCAGGAACAUCUGGACAAAUGGCUAACAUCAUUGCCACUGUGGAUAUUCCAUUGGACAGUCCUCCGGCUAAUGAUGAUGGCAAGUCUCACAUGACUGACCUUCUGACAGGUCCAUGAUUGGUUCGAAAGUAUAGCGUACCAGUUAUCCUAAAACCUUAGAAUGGUCCAUGGAUCCAAUCCUAACUUUAGAUGCAUCAUCAUUUAGAAAAUAGUUAGGCUUAGUUUCAUUCACUUUCCAAAUAUGGUACAUAUAUACAUAUAAUAUACAAACAUUCUUGAUGUACACACCCUUGUACACACCUUAUACACACCAUGUGUGUGAAGCUUUUUUUUUUGUCUGUGAAUCCCGUUCACAGACAAUAUUUUGUUUGUGCAAAACAUUGUCUGUGAAUCGAUGUUCACAGACAAAAAACAAGUUUUCACAGACAUAAGUGUGUACAAAAGUGUGUAUGAGAGUGUGUACAAACAUCAUUUUUGUAUAACAUAUACAUGGGUAGAUAGUGCAUAGGUCACUAAAUUCAUUUGCAGUCUAGUUGUAGAUAUCACUAUAUACUAAUCUUUUGUAUAAAAAGUAUUUAUGGAUUUUUUUAAGAGCAUAAUGUGAAUUCAAAAAAGAAUUCGGCUUGUUGCACUUAUAUAAUUG